Blepharisma stoltei is the source of this 4822-nucleotide messenger RNA. Lineage: Eukaryota; Ciliophora; Heterotrichea; Heterotrichida; Blepharismidae. The record is from the annotation of a GenBank genome assembly.
AUGUCUCUCAUUGAAAACUGUUCAAUAAAUUAUCGGACCAUAUGAAAAUUGAUAUUCUUUAUUUGUUUGCUGGAUCGUUGCAAAUGCUUAAUCCCCAAAUUGGAAAAAUCCCUAAAAGCCUGACCACUGUGAGCGGACAAAAUUUUUUUAUGAAAAAUGUUUUUUUAUAUAUAAGUGAAAUUAUUAUAAUGAAAUCUCUAGCGAAUUCUGUUUAGUUUUUAAACAGCUUGCAUUUUAAACAUAAAAAUUUACAAAUUAAAUAAAUACUUGCUUCCAAUUUUUGCGAACUGAGAUUAUUUUAAAUUUCGAAAAAAAAUUUAUUAUAUAUAUUUUUUUUAUAAAAAGAAUAAAAUUUUUUUGUUCUCACGGAGGGAGUUAGAAAUUAUUGUGAUUUAUGAAAAAAGUAAUAUUGAUUGAAAUUCACAACUGCUUAUGAGUUCUCUGCCAGAGCCAAAUUCUGUUGUUGAAUUGCACAAUUGUGAAUUUUCAAAUAUUUCAGCUUGCUUUAAUUAUUAUGAAAACUCUAUUUUAGCGGUAGAUUUAACAGAAAGCAGUAAAAGCCAAUUUAUUAUUUCUCAAAUAUGCACAGUAAGGGAAAUUCCUCACUUGGUGUUUGAGAACAAACUCAGUUAUUUUGAUGAAUGAACUUUCUCAGCUAAGCCUUCUUCACUAAGCCAGAUUAAUGCAUUUAUAGAUGUUCUUAUAUAUUUUGGAUGGACUCAAGGCCUCGUGAUUUAUGAUGGAUUUAAAAAUACUCUACUCCCCCCUCCGUAAACAACAAAACUAAUGGAAAAAUCCCUAUUUUUUCCCAAAAACCCACCCUCCGUAAGAGAACAAAAAUUUUUUUAAAAAAAACAAUUGAUAUAUAAGUGAUAAUUAUUAUAACGAAAUCUCGAGCUAAUUCUGUUUAUUUUAAACAGCUUAUUUUAAAACAUAUAUAGAAAUUGAAUUAAUAUUGGCUUUCCAAUUUUUUCGAAUUGGAAUUUUUUUGAAUUCGAAAAAUAAAAAAUUUUCUAGAAAUAAAGUAAGAGAAAACCUCGAAAAAUAUUCAGUAAAUUUGAACUACUUGAAUAUUGAGCCUAAGGCAAACAUUGAAGAAAUAGUUAAUAGAAUUAUAACCCCUCUUGGUGAGACUCUCUAUUAUAUUUUUAUGAAUCCAACUGAGUCCUUAAAAUUGCAAAAUCUUUUGAUGUCCACAAAACUUUUAACUUCUGGAAAUGGAAUUCUUUUGGACCAGAAAAGCGGAUACCAGUGUAUAGUUGAGGGUGCCUUAAUUAUUACUGAAAAACCUCAAGAACUCAUCUCUUCAGAAGAAAAUUAUAGAAUAUCAGCAAUCGGAAGUGUAAUCUCUUCCUUGCUAAAGUCCAUUAAAUCAGAAAAUGCUUACGAAAUGCUAUACCAUCUAAACUUGCUGUCAAAAAACCAUUAUAUUUUCAGAAAUUUUUCCUUAAUUAACAUACAAAAUGGUGAAAGAGUAAUUGUUGGAGAAAUCAUUGAUGGAAAUUUAUCCUUAUUUAGCGAUAUAAAUUUCUCAGGUAACUCUACAGAUAUCCCAAACUCAGCCCAAAAAAUUUUGCAUCUUAGCAUUGAAGCUGGCUCUACAAAUCCUACAGGCCCACCAAUUACUGUUGGAUUAGUUGGAGGAUAUGGCUCAUAUGCUGCAAUAGACGUCAUAAAUGAAGGCAAUAUAGAUCUCCUCAAUAAUUUUCAAGUCGAGAUGUUUAAUUUUGACUGUGGAACCUCAAUUUAUAACUCCGCAUUUGCUAAUUCCUGCUAUUUAAAAGAUAAAGAUAAAUUUGGCCUGGGACAUGUAUCAGCGUGGUCUUCAGUUAUGGCAAUUGGGUCAAUGAAAUCUUUUAAAGAGCUUAAUUUAACAUUUCCUAUUGUAAGUGCUACAAAUGGAGACAUUACCUUAAAUUCAACAGCAGAUUAUCCAAUGUAUAUGAGAGUUCAGCCUUCUUUUUCUUUUGAAUACUCUUUAAUUUCAAUUUUUAUCCGCGCUUUAGGGUGAAAACAAAUUGCAGUUCUUUAUCAAAAUGAUUCUUGAGGACUAUCAGGGUAUCUUUAUUUUUUAAUCCCCAUUUAAUCAUGAGGUUUUUUUAUUAUUAAUUAUUUUAUUUUUAUAAAAAAUUUUCAAAAAAAAAUAUAUUAAAAUAUGAAUUUUUUAUUUUAAAGUUCUAUAAAAUAAAUAAAAUCCAUAAUCUGGUUCAUUAUUAAAGGGGAAUUAGAAGGAAUUAAAAAUCAUGAUAUCUCUAUAAUAAACCCAGAAAAUAAAAGAGUUAUUGCACCAGAUCUUGACCGUGAUGAAGUAAAGGAGUAUUCAGGAGUUCUCCAACAACUGAUAGAUUGCCAGGCGCGAUUUUUGGUUUCUAUUUUACAUUUUCCUACCGCUUACUAUAUAUUUGAAGAACUCUACGAUUUAGGACUGAGAAAAGGUGACCUCGUCAUUUUCACGACUGUAACUGAUUUGGCUACUUUUGAAGCAUAUGAUGAUAAAUAUUUAUACAAAUUAAAUGAAAUUGCUGUACCUAUGAUUUCUAUAUAUGGGCAAAGCUGAGUCGGAUCAUUAGGGAAAAAAGCCUUAGAUAGAAUUUCUGAAGCUUAUGGAGGAUCAAUAAACUCGUAUAGCUGCUUUUAUUUUGAUUCAGUAUUUUUAAUUGCUUAUGCGCUGGAUUUUAUGAUUAAUAGAGGAUUAGACUAUACUGAUCCUAAUAAGCUACAAAAAAUUAUGAGAAAUAUCCAAUUUUAUGGGUGUACUGGAAAAGUUAAUAUAGAAAAAGGGUCAAAUGAUAGGAUUUUGCAGAUAUUUGAGAUUAUAGUAAAUAAGCUUGAUGCAAGUGAUAAUAUUACAACGUAUAUUAUGGGCCAGUUUAAGCCUCAAAGUACACAAUUGAUAAAUAUCCAAGAACCAUUAUAUGGCAAGCACAGUAAUGAAUUGCUUGGGUUUGUCCAGAUAAAAAGCUGGUUUGUCAAUUUGAGUGAAAUUGUAGCUAUUCAGUCGAUAAAUAGCAAUAACCAAAAAAAUUAAUUGUUUGACAAUUGGAAUUAGCAGAGUCAACGCCCCAGUUGAUAGAGAAUUUUUAAACAUUAGCCCAAUAUUAUAAUUCUUAGGGUAUAGAAUAUUCUAAUGGUUCAACUACAAAGCCAUCAGAUUUAAGGACUAGUAGUAGCCAAUGCCCUUUUCCUGAUAAGCUUAUAAAAACAUUUGCUAAAGGUAGAAUCCUAGUGUUUGGGAUCUGCUUUGCCGUUGCCUUGAUAUCCUUUGCUAUUACAUUUUAUAUAUGGAAAAAAUGAUGGAAAUUUUCAAUUGAGCCAUUAACAGUAAGAGAAGAAAUCUGCUUGCAAGACAUUAUUGUAGCUGUGACCAUUAUUAUUGAAUUUUUUCAACUUUCUUCAAUGGGCCACAAAAAUAAUAUGGCGUGCUCUCUAGCCCGUCCUCUCCCAUACCCUCAGCUAUGCUGGUUUAAGAUAUCCGAAGUUUUAAGAAUUUGUGUCUGGGUUAGGUUUUUUCCCCUGGCCAGGACUCCAUGGUAGGGCUUUUACCUCUACAUAUGGCAAGUAGGCCAGAGUCGCAAAGAUAUCCCUACACUCCUGACAGCGAAGGUAUUAAUGGAGGUAGGAGGAGACUUCAGAACACCUGCAAUCUAUCACCUCUGGACGGAUGAGCUAACCGAUAGGGCUUGUCCAAGGAAAUACCUGGUGCGUCGCCUGGAGAACAGUGAUGUUGACAAAAAUAGCGUAAGUGCUACCCAUGCUUAGAGUGCGAGCCUGAAGUGGGAAAAGGCAGGUAGUGGGCUGAAAUAAUCCUGCGGUGACCUUUAUAAUCUAAUCAAUGGGACCAGAUUUUUCACCUAUUAACUCUACACUGGCUGGAAUUAGUAAUUUUUUUUCGCUGAGCUUAGACAAUAUAUUGAAAUUAAGAAAUGGAGUAUUUUGAAUUAUUGUCAAUGCUGUUUUCGGAUCAAUUGGGUUAUGGGUAUUUCUGUGCUCAGUUGUGCUUCUUAGACUUGAUGAAAAAUUUCCUAUGAGCUUUAUUUUCAGAAAUUUAGGUACUUUAGCAGAGUAUUUGAUGCCUGUUUUAGGCGAUCUUUGUUUUAUUCCCUUUAUUUCAAUUUGCCUUGAUAUUUUUUUAUGUGAUCAGUCGAUUGGAGAUAAUUUUACUGACAGUUUUUUAGCAGCAGACUGCUAUUAUUUUUGUUGGAAAGAUGAACAUUUAUUUUAUGCAAUUUUUUCUGUUAUUGCUUUAAUAGCUUAUGAGCCCCUUGCAGUUUUUGGUAGGCCUCUUUGGCAAGAGCUGCAGCCCAUUUUGCAUGUAAAAGCAGUUCCACUAUUUUUGAUGGUAAAAACAAUGAUCCAAAUUAUAUUAAUUGUGAUGAACAAGACAGUAAAAAGGGCCCAAAACCUCCUUCACGGAGCUCUUUUUAUAUUUGUGAUGAUCAUAUAUAUAGCUUUUCUUUAUAAGUUCAAGCCUUUUAAUUAUCAAAGAUACAGUUGAUGGCAAACUUUAGUCUCAGUUGGAGUUGUGUGGCUUGCUUUGAUUUCAGUAAUUGAGCAAAGUUCUGGAGUUAAUCCUAUAUUUUUACUAUCAGUUUUAUGCUUUGGAUUCUUAAUCAUUGGACUGCUAGGAGUAUAUGUUCAAAGAAAAAAAUACCCUAGCCUUCUUUUUAGGAAAAAGGGUCAAGAUACAUCUAAUUUAUUUAAAUUUGCCUUUACUUUUGGUAGGCAUUCAAAAGCAGCUUUAUCAAAAAUUGUACCGAGUAGUUUACCAACGUCAGCAAGAAAAUCACUUUCAGCGAGAAAAAUUGAAAAUCCUAGCCCUUAA